Molecule: messenger RNA, 3098 nt
Organism: Spirometra erinaceieuropaei
Lineage: Eukaryota; Metazoa; Platyhelminthes; Cestoda; Diphyllobothriidea; Diphyllobothriidae
Source: the annotation of a GenBank genome assembly
AUGGCAACUGUGCUUUCACAGGGCUCAAGUGACCUACUUCAAACUGUUCAGUACUUUCUUACUUGGUCACCCCCCUCUACUGGGGCCAUUUCCAGGUUUGUGGGAUUAAAGGUUACGCCGAUGACUGGUUUGUGCAUGUAUGCUUUCAUCAUACACUUCAGUUCACCAGUCAGCUGCCGCGGUAUAUGCACAUACCGCGCAAAAUACAGUCACCUUAGCAAGUCAUCGAAGCGUGUGCGGGCAUGUGAAGCCAAUGCAGUCGGUGCACUUUAGGCAAGCCGUGAUUUAGUGCAGGCUGUAGGGCUCGCCGUUGUCGGGUUCAUCCGCCUCCUUGGAGAACUGCACCACACUGAGUGCAUUUUAAUUCACCAGCGCAUCAAAAACCCAUGUAAAAAAUUCAUACCAUAUGAGUAGACAUUUUUUUACCGGGUGUCGACGUGCAGGCGGCCAGAAAGAAGCCCAUUUAAAAGUUGGCAUCCUGGCGCGACUGAAAUAUCUUGGGAUUACGUUACACACUAUUUAAUGUAGGGUCCCCACCGGUCAGACCGCAGUUCGUAGCCCGGAAUGAGGAAGCUAACCUAACACUAAAACCAUAACUCUAAUCGUAAAACCCUAACCAAAACACUGACCCUAGAACCUAACCCUAACCUUAAUCCAAAAAUCCUGACCCUAACCCUAAAACCUAGGCCUAAACUUAACCCUAAACCCUAAAACUAUUACCCUGACUCUAACCCUCAAACCCAGUCUUAAACCUAACCCUAAAACCUAAACCCAGCCCUAACCAGGGAAUUUAACCCUAACCCUGACCUUAAUCCGGAACCCUAACCUUAUCCCUUAAACCUAACUCUACAACCAUAGCCCCAAAACGCAAACCCUAACCCUAAGCCCUCACUAAGUUCAACAACCUGACCGAAAGGGGCGACGUGCCUAACUCACUAGAAACACACCUACUGAUGACAAGUUUCCUCGACAAGGCAAACGCACCUACUGAUUACAAAUAAGCAUCUCGACAGUAUCAACUCAUAAUGUCUGGCUACGAGAUGGGAUCUUACCUCUCCACAUAAGUGAUCCUUCCUAAUCGAAAGCACAUUUCAGAAUUCCGAUUGACAUUUCAUGAGAUGGGCCAGCUACCGUCGUCUGUGGACGUUCGGGCUGGCGAACAGAUCUCACUCCCUUUCCCUGUUUCCUUUCAUUCCAGAGUGGGCGCAACAAGUGUGCACUCACAGUGCGCAGAUGGGCUACUGUAGCCUGCCGAAGACGUGAAUAACUGGGAUCCAUAAGGCUAGGAAAUACGGCUCUAUAGGUGCACGUAAAGAGUUCUACAAAGUGGAUCGAAACAGGGGAACGUCCUAGCACUCAGACUCCAUGAGCGCUGAGUGAAAAUCAAUUUGAGAAGUAUUUCCGACAAGUACAAGCCACACGGAAAUGACUACUUCUGACCUAAUUACCGUUAAUAACUAAUGAUAUCCAAGCCCCACUCCGGGCACAGAAGUUGUGAGCUCUAGUCAGAUGAUCAGUGAGCACUUGGGAAGCAAACCCUUAUCCCCACUGUUACAGAAUACUACGGCAUCGGCUAGAAUCGGAGCCAAACGGGAGAGGCGUCUGCCACAGAAAUGCGCAUUUCUACUCUAGACGAUGCCAGUCCUUUAAUAGAGCAUUCCGAAUAUACUUCUUAGAGCAAUUUACCUUUUUUGAUAAAUUGUUGUUCUACACUUUCCUGCCCACCUUGAUCUAUCUUGCUGGAUCGCUCUUAGCACGCUUCGUAGGCCACAUUUCUGUCCACAACGCCUGCGUCCUCUUCUAAUGACUUCAAGGUUGAUGACUGUUCAUAUGUCUGCUAUCUUCCCCUGUGACAUAACAAUGCUGUUGAUCCUGGCUAAGUAGAGAAGGAUGGAUUUGCGGUACGAAGGUGUGACCGUCGCGGAGGUCGACGUCCACCGCUGCCGCAGAUUGUUCCAGAAGCAGUGACUUGUACCUGAAGUAGUUUAUAGUGAGGUGGACUUGCACUGAACCCAUCGCACACUCGUUGUUCACCCAUCGCGUUUCGGAAGGAAGACGACUGGAGGUGAACGUAGGCUGAGUUGCUAGCAAAGUUAAACAGAUCGUCAUCUUGGGCACACGCGACGUGGCCCUCAUUUUCACUGUACCAGACAACCAUGAAAGCGGCUGGACAUAUGAGAGAAUAUCAUAGGGAUCAUAUCAUAGUCCGACCCUCAGUCCGGAGAAGGACUAAACUGUCCUGUCUGCCGGCAGCGCGAUGAUUGAAGGUCCUAGAGGGAGACGCGUCUGUUAUGAUCCGACAAGUAGGUGAAACAGAAAGAGAGCCGGUUAGGGAAACAUGUACUUGACUGACAGCCUUUGAACACGAGAGGCUACAACUCGUCAGAAAGACGCCUUGUUUAUAUUUAUCCCUGUGCAUUCUGCAACAUUACGACCGGUGCUGUGCCGGUCGCGGACUGGCCAUCGCGUGCGCGAGAAUCCCACCGGGGAAAAGUCUCGAAUAUUCGGCCAGUUAUUGGUUGGGUGGAGCGCGUGAGCAAGGCCAUCCCGUGUGCUCGAUACUUCAGCGCACGCUGAUUGUCUGUCCAAGUUAACAUGCUGUGGCCGGCUUGGCCCGCUGCAGAGCCACGGCCUAUGGCAUCGCCCUUUCGCCAUACUCCAUGACUCUGCACCAUUUCCGCUCUCCGUAACACAGCCGGCUUUUAAAAAGUGUACCUCAUACUUCCUUUUUCUUCUUCUUCUUCUUCUUCUUCUUCUUCUUCUUCUUCUCCUUCUUCUUCUUCUUCCCCUUCCUCUUCCUCUUCUUCUUCUUCUUCCUCUUCUUCCUCUUCUUCUUCUUCUUCUUCUUCUUCUUCUUCUUCUUCUUCUUCCUCUUAUUCUUCUUCUUCUUCUUCUUCUUCUUCUUCUUCUUCUUCUUUUUCUACUUCUCCUUCUUCUUUUUCUCCCCCUCCUGCUCCUUCUUCUUCUUCUUCUUCUUCUUCUUCUUCUUCUUCUUCUUCCUCUUCAUCAUCAUCAUCAUCAUCAUCAUCAUCAUCUUCUUCUUCUUCUUCUUCUUCUUCCUUUGGGUCCACGACCAGUCUUCUGGGGAGGGAGGGUAG